Glycine soja is the source of this 1716-nucleotide messenger RNA. RefSeq names its product cold-responsive protein kinase 1-like. Gene Ontology annotation, biological process: protein phosphorylation. The transcript has 7 exons. Lineage: Eukaryota; Viridiplantae; Streptophyta; Magnoliopsida; Fabales; Fabaceae. Gene Ontology annotation, molecular function: protein kinase activity; ATP binding. The record is from RefSeq and is a predicted model, not a curated record. Bases 334 to 1485 code for a protein of 383 amino acids.
AAACCGCCUUGGUCUUGGUCGUGUACGAAAAGGAAAGAAAUAGAAGAUUCAAAGCGAGUACGCUGUGUACGCGUUGGUUCAUGGUUUCAUCUUGAUCAUGGUCACGAUGUAACCUUAACUGAUAAAACCAACACAACCACACAACUCAACUCCAUCUCCACGCUUUCUCAACUGAGUCUUCUCUGCAACUUCUUCUAUAAAAAACCAUCUUUGUUUUGUUUCUUCACUUGUUUCCUCGUCCACCUUCUGACUUCUGAGGUGAUCUUGGAAGUGAUUUCAUUAGAAGCAAUUGAUACCAUUUGAUAUUUGAAGCUACUUGUACUUAAUUCAGUUAUGACUUGUUUUCCUUUAUUAUUCAGUAAGUCGUCUUCUUCAGCGAGACACGAUCCAGAAAUUGAUGAAGGCAUUCAUAAUGUUAAACUCUACGCCUACAAACAACUAAGAAAUGCCACUGAAAAGUUUAGUCCAGCCAAUAAAAUUGGAGAGGGUGGUUUUGGUUCUGUCUACAAGGGACGGCUUAAAGAUGGAAAAGUUGCUGCAAUAAAAGUUCUUUCAGCUGAAUCAAGACAAGGGGUGAAGGAAUUCUUGACAGAGAUUAAUGUGAUCUCCGAGAUAGAGCAUGAAAAUUUGGUCAAGUUAUAUGGUUGCUGUGUGGAAAAAAAUAACAGAAUAUUAGUCUACAAUUACCUUGAGAACAACAGCCUAUCACAAACUCUUCUAGGUGGAGGUCACAAUAGUCUCUACUUUGAUUGGGGAACUCGAUGUAAAAUAUGCAUUGGGGUUGCACGUGGGCUUGCCUAUCUUCAUGAAGAAGUGAGGCCUCAUAUUGUUCAUAGGGAUAUAAAAGCAAGCAAUAUCCUCCUUGACAAAGAUCUUACACCCAAGAUUUCAGAUUUUGGUCUUGCAAAGCUUAUUCCAGCAAACAUGACUCAUGUCAGCACACGUGUAGCAGGAACAUUAGGUUAUUUGGCACCAGAGUAUGCGAUAGGGGGGAAGCUAACAAGGAAAGCAGACAUUUACAGCUUUGGCGUCCUCCUUGCGGAAAUUAUCAGUGGAAGAUGUAACAUAAACUCACGAUUACCAAUAGAAGAACAAUUUCUUCUGGAGAGGACAUGGGACCUUUAUGAGCGAAAGGAAUUGGUUGAACUGGUGGAUAUAUCACUAAACGGGGAAUUCGAUGCUGAGCAGGCUUGUAAGUUUCUGAAGAUUAGCCUUCUUUGCACUCAAGAAUCCCCGAAGCUCCGGCCAUCGAUGUCUUCUGUGGUCAAGAUGCUCACUGGAAAAAUGGAUGUUAAUGACAGUAAGAUAACAAAACCUGCCUUAAUUUCUGAUUUUAUGGACCUUAAAGUUAGAAGGAACGAAGAAAGUAGUAUUGAUAUGAAGAAUUCAUCUAUGUAUACAACCUCUUCUUCAGACAACCAUGAUAGUACCAUGUCAUUUGCCACAACUACUACCUUUGCAGCAAUAUAUGAUGAAAGCAUGUAAACAUUGAUCAAUAAGAUUUGUCCUUUACUAAAAAAAAUGUUUUGAUUUGUUUAGGCAUGUAUCUCAUGUAAAUUUUGCAACCUUUUAGAUACUUUUUGAGUGAUUUUUUUCCUGGAUGUAGUCCUCCAUGACUAGGAAGUUGCUAUGUGCUGUUCUGUAAAUAUAAACGGGGUUUGUGUUCGAUGAUAAAUUUGAAGAUCUUUUAGUUUUCUAUGUAUUCUGCUUGUCUCA